AUGGCUGACAAAACAGCCAUUCGUUCCAAAAAAACAAAACAUAGCAGAACAAGUUGGUCCGAACUUCCAAUUGACCCUUUUGAAUUGAUCUUAUCAAAACUGUCCCCAGGAAGCAUACUGCGGCUCGAAGUAGUUUGUCGUCCAUGGCUUAAGGCCAUCAAAUACAUCUCACGCUCAUCGCCGUCCUUCACUUGCUUACCAGAGCCGCCGCUGCUCCUUGCUUUUCAAGACGAGGGCAAAGAUGGUGUUGGUUUUUACAGUCUUGAAGGCAAGUUUUACAACAUGCCUAAACAGUUAUGCGAUGGAGAUAGUAUUUGCAUUGGGUCCUCUCACGGCUGGCUACUUUUCUUGAGCAACAAGAAACAACUGCUGCUCUUAAAUCCAGUAUCUGCAGGGAUCCAGCUUCUGCUCCCACCACUUGAUACUUUUCUGUAUAGCAUUGAUCCAGUAAUUGUUCUCCAGAAGUCUGGGAGACAUUGGCGACAAAGGAUGCUCAAGGUUGCUGUCUCUUUGCAACCAACCUGCGGCAACAAAAAAAGCAUUGGGGUCUUGCUAAUGUACAAUUACCACGGUUCCAUUGAUGGGUGUAACUGUCUUGCUUUCUGCACGCCUGCGGAUAACAAGUGGACAAAGCUUGCCGGGCAGAAAGCGUAUGUUGAUGUUACGAGCGAUCACAAUGGCUUCUAUGCCUUAAACGUAGAUUACAGCGUUGAAGUCUGGGAUUUCACCAAUUCCUUGAUUCCCAUAAAAAAAAAGUUGGAAAUUAUCCCAGCUGGUGCGCCCUUGGAACUAAAACUAAAUAAUUGGUUCCCAAAGCCCUGCAUAGCCAAAACUGGGGCAAGUGAUCUGUUCUUGGUUCAGAGGAUCAGUUCUUUGCCCAUCCUCCCGGUUCCAUUCAUUGUUUAUAAGCUCGAAUAUAAUAAUCGGGAUGGUACAUGUACAUCUGGAUGGACAAAGGUGGAAUCCUUUGGCAACCAGGCAUUGGUUUUGGGUUCGAAUCAGUCCAUAUUCGUCACACCCCAGGAAUUUGAUCAUGAGAACUCAAUCUACUUCACCUAUGCACCAUCUUAUGACACCUGUUUUUUAUGCGUGUAUAAUUUGAGAAGGAAAAACAUAAAAAGAGUCAGUGAUGAUCUUGGAUUAACAGGGCUUGAAAAACAAGUUUACUGGCUUGAACCUCGUCUUUUUAGCACGGUGGCUAGCUAG
Messenger RNA from Prunus mume (Japanese apricot), 1206 nucleotides. Lineage: Eukaryota; Viridiplantae; Streptophyta; Magnoliopsida; Rosales; Rosaceae. The record is from RefSeq and is a predicted model, not a curated record.